Messenger RNA from Solanum verrucosum, 877 nucleotides. Its product is annotated as 60S ribosomal protein L10-like. The record is from RefSeq and is a predicted model, not a curated record. Gene Ontology annotation, molecular function: structural constituent of ribosome. NCBI's taxonomy places the organism in Eukaryota, Viridiplantae, Streptophyta, Magnoliopsida, Solanales, Solanaceae. Gene Ontology annotation, biological process: ribosomal large subunit assembly; translation. The transcript has 4 exons. Gene Ontology annotation, cellular component: cytosolic large ribosomal subunit; ribosome. Bases 50 to 712 code for a protein of 220 amino acids.
UUCGUCUUUCUCAAGCCGCCGCCGAACAAUUCCACACACAGAAUUAGCGAUGGGGCGAAGACCUGCAAGGUGUUACCGCCAGAUUAAGAACAAGCCUUACCCAAAAUCACGGUUUUGCCGUGGUGUCCCAGAUCCAAAGAUCAGGAUCUACGAUGUGGGUAUGAAGAGAAAGGGAGUUGAUGAAUUUCCUUUCUGUGUGCACUUGGUAAGUUGGGAGAAGGAGAAUGUUUCAAGUGAGGCACUUGAAGCUGCUCGUAUUGCUUGCAACAAGUACAUGACCAAGUCUGCUGGAAAGGAUGCUUUCCACCUCAGGGUUAGGGUUCACCCAUUCCAUGUUUUGCGAAUUAACAAGAUGUUGUCAUGUGCUGGGGCUGAUAGGCUCCAAACUGGUAUGAGAGGAGCUUUUGGUAAGCCGCAGGGAGUCUGUGCCCGUGUUGCUAUUGGUCAGGUUUUGCUCUCAGUUCGCUGCAAAGAUGGCAAUGCUAACCAUGCUCAAGAGGCUCUUCGCCGUGCUAAGUUUAAGUUCCCUGGCCGACAAAAGAUCAUUGUCAGCAGAAAGUGGGGGUUCACUAAGUUCAGCCGUACUGAUUAUUUGAAGUACAAAUCUGAGAAUCGUAUUGUCCCAGACGGUGUCAACGCCAAGCUUCUUGGCUGCCAUGGACGACUUGCUGCACGUCAACCUGGAAGAGCUUUUCUAGAAGCUGCAAACUGAAGUUGCAGAAUUUACGAAUCUGAACCUUUAGUUUUCUACUUCCGCUGAAUGAAAUUUUGUGUCCUAGUUUUGAACCAUUACAUAAGUUGUUUUACCGCUCUGAAUGUUUUACCUUUUCAAAAUAUAAUGAUCGACUUUUAUUUAAAUGAUGAGUUUUAAUUUUCA